CGUAAACCACGUACACCGAUGAGCAGACAGAGCUGUCCUGACUGGAUGCUAGCUGGCUAGCUAACGGUCUGUCAAGUCGCACACAUUGGGCCAGGAGGGGAAGCGCAGCGGCGGUGGAGAAGAAGGGCGACCCAAGCGCCGCUACGAAAUGGCCGGGCAACAGUUCCAGUAUGAUGACAGCGGCAAUACGUUCUUCUAUUUCCUCACGUCCUUCGUCGGACUCAUUGUGAUCCCGGCCACAUAUUACCUCUGGCCCCGGGAUCAGAAUGCUGAACAACUGCGUCUGAAGAGCUUGAGGAGGGUCCACGGCAGGUGUCUGUGGUACCGGCUCCGGCUCAUGAAGUCACAGCAGAGCAUCGUCCCGACAUUAAAGAAAGCAGCCUUGUUGUUUGGGUGGGCUGUGUUCCUGCUGCUAGCCUACAAGGUGUCCAAGCUGGACAGAGAGUACCAGGAGUACAACCCCUAUGAAGUCCUCAAUUUGGACCCGGGUGCAUCUCUGUCAGAAAUCAAGAAGCAGUACCGUGUACUGUCACUCAAGUUCCAUCCUGACAAAGGUGGUAAUGAGGCCACAUUCAUGAGAAUCGCCAAAGCCUAUGCUGCUCUGACCAAUGAACAGUCGCGACAGAACUGGGAAAUGUACGGCAACCCAGAUGGUCCAGGAGCUACCAGCUUUGGUAUUGCCCUGCCUGCCUGGAUUGUUGACCAGAAGAACUCAAUGCUGGUGCUCUUGGUGUAUGGACUCGCCUUCAUGGUCAUCCUUCCUGUUGUUGUGGGCACAUGGUGGUACCGCUCCAUCCGCUACAGUGGAGACCAGAUCCUCAUCAACACUACCCAGCUCUUCAUGCAUUUCAUGUACAAGACGCCAAACAUGAACAUGAAGCGUUUGGCCAUGGUGUUGACGGCAGCAUUUGAGUUUGACCCUCGCAGCAAUAAAGAAACUACCAUACGACCAACAGACAACAUCGAAGUGCCACAGUUGAUCCGUGAACUAGGAAAUAUCAACGUGAAGAAGAAGGAGCCUCCAUUCUGUUAUCCUUACAGUUUAAAGGCCAGGGUCUUGGUGCUUGCUCACCUGGCUCGCAUGGAUGUUUCAGAGGAGUUGGAGGAAGAUCAGAGGUUUGUGGUGAGGAAGAGUCCCGCCCUCCUGCAGGAGAUGAUCAACGUAGGCUGUCAGCUUACCAUGAUGGCCAACAGCAGAGGAGGUUUCCAUGCUCCCCGACUGGUAACCAUAGAGAACUGCAUGAAACUGACUCAGAUGAUAGUGCAGGGCCUGCAGGAGUCAAAGUCACCGCUUCUGCAACUGCCCCACUUUGAGGAGGAGCACCUCCGCUACUGCAUCUCCAAGAAGUAUAAAGUCCGGAGCCUUCAGGACCUGGUGAGUCUCAAGGACUCCGACCGGCGCAGCAUGUUGCGUUUCUUGGGCGAGGAGAAGUAUGAUGAGGUCAUUGCUGUGCUGGGCAGCUUCCCUCACCUCACCAUGGAUACCAAACUGCAGGUCCUUGAUGAUGAAGACAGCAAUAACAUCACAGCAGGUUCCAUUGUCACAGUAACCGUCACCUUGACCAGAAAACGGAUGUCGGACAUGUUUGAAAAAGAGCAGGAGUCAACGCCAUGUCCUGGAGAGGAGGCUGCCAAUACAGAGGAAGCACAAGGAGACGCAAGUAAAGCUAAAACCAAAGUGUGGCAGAACAAGAGUAAAGGCGCUAAGAAGACAGCCAAGUCCAAGAAGAAAAAAUUAACAAAGAAGAAGGCCACUCCUGUGCCUGCCAAAACCAAACAGGCCAAUGGCAACGUGGCAGGAAACGAGGUCGUAGCAGCAACAGCAACAGCAGCAGCAUCAGUAAAGGAGGAAGAGGACGAGGCCUCGGACAAGGGCAGCGAGUCAGACGAGGGAGAGGCCAACAAGGACUCUCCCAGUGAGAGAGACGAAGACAGCGACAAGCAGAGCGACACAGAGGUGGACGAGAUGGCUGGUGACGAUGAGGAGGAGUGGGAGGCGUUGCAGCAAAGCAUCCAGCGGCGAGAGAGGGCCCUGCUCGAGACCAAGUCGAAGGUGACGCACCCCGUCUACAGCAUCUACUUCCCCGAGGAGAAGCAGGAGUGGUGGUGGCUCUACAUCGCCGACCGCCGAGAUCAGACCCUCGUUUCCGUGCCCUACCACGUCUGCACACUAAAAGACACAGAGGAGGUGGAGCUGAAGUUCCCAGCUCCUUCCAAAACGGGGAACUACCAGUAUUCUGUCAUCCUCCGCUCUGAUUCCUUCCUGGGACUGGACCAGAUCAAACCACUUAAGCUGGAGGUCCACGAGGCCAAGGCCAUGCUGGACAACCACCCACAGUGGGACAUCCCCGACACGGAGGAGGAGGACGAGGAACAGGAGGACAGCGACGGCAUCGAGGAGAGUGAGGAAGACGACGAGGACAACGACUGAACAGGGGACACAUGCACACGCUCGGCACACACACACGCUCGGCCUCCUCCCAUGGACUGGCCAACCGCCCACCCCUGACCCCACAACAGCACUCAAGAGCAGCGAACGAGAAGCAGCCAUGCCCUGCCUGCCACAUACACACACACACACACACAUUUUGAAUCAUUGGGGCAAUUUACACACACAGACCCCUCCUCCUCCUCCUCUUCUUCCUCCUCCUCCCUGUCUAUUUUACCCUUACAAUGACAUGGACUGUGACCAUUUGCUCUUUUCUACAGGAGUCGUUCCUUCACUUUCCGCUUGGCGGCGGAAGAGAAUUCUGUGAAUACUUAACCAGGCCCAUGUGUGCGAGUGGGUGUGCGCGUGAGGGUGUGUGCGCUGUGUGUUUGUAACCUUGUAUGUGUUUGUACAGGUAUGAAAGAUUGACACACUGUGGACUGGAGGACCUAUUAUCUGGGCUCUUUUCUCGAGCAGGAGACGGGAUGUGUAACAGCCGGUUCCGUGUUUUUUUUGUUUGUUUUUGUUUAAUGCAAAAUUAACAAAAACAUCUCCGUGCGGAAAAUUAUGACUUCACUCUCGCUCCAAAUUUUUUAAAAUCACUCGUCACCGAUGUUUUCCACAUCAAUGAUACUUUCUAUUGUACACAUAAAACUGCAGACGUGAGCUUUCGUCCCGUUUGUCCGGGAUCACAUCCCAGUCAACCCUUUGGUCGCUUGCUCUCAAUGCUUUCAAUGUGCAGCGGGCACAGUUAAGUCUCAUCAUUCUUACAUAAAAGUUGUGGGUUUUUUCAGAUACUGAUAUAUAGAUACAUACUCGUGGCUUUUCAGAGAAGUUACUUCCUUCUCUUCAUCUCUUUUUUUUUUUUAAAACAAUUGUUGCACAUUCCAGUGUAUACUCAUUGUCAAAAAAGGCCUUAUGAAUACAACUGAAAUACCACAACAUACAAGUCUUUGGGUGCUAUGCACCAGUGGUUCUUGGGAGAGCAGAAACAAAACCAUUUUGUUUCUUUUUGUGUUUGUAAAAAAAACAAAAAACUAUGUUUUUCCUCCGUCUCAGUUUAGAAUUAGACCUCAUAAUAACCUUAUAGCUCCCCGGUCUCGAUACAUUUCUGAUCUUUGACAUGACAGAGCCUCACAAUAAGAAGGGUUUUGUCUGGUGAAAGUGGGUCAGCAGUCAGGCGUGGCAUCUGACCGGCCCUGUGUUAAGAGGGAGUCUGAGGUCCCUGACACACACGUGUCUCGAACAAAAACCGAAGCAACUUGUGGUGUGUAGAAUUUGCAUAUUCUGUCCAGCACCGUUUCUCUUGAGUCGUUUAAUGGGAACAAGCGUAGCUCUGUAAUUACUGCCAUUUCAGUUGGUCUUUUCUUUCUGACAAAUUUCCGGGAGAAUUUCUUUUUCUUUCCUUAAAUCUUUCUGUCUGAGGAAUACAAAGCAGUUCUGGCUAACUGAGACCCCCCCCCCCCAUUCUGAUUUAGUUGUUUUUUUUGUGAAACUGUAGUUAUAACAAAUGUAACACAGAUCUUUUUUUCUUUUCUUCUUCUGUUGUUACCUUUGUUUGUACAUGUUGGACUCAUGAGUGGGAAAGAAAAAGAGGAAAUCAGAGCUUCCUUGUGUGGCACUGUGGGCUCUCACUGUACGAUUACGACUUGACAGUUUAUUUUUCAAAUGAUAUUAAAAAAAAAAAAAAUUCACCCUGAAUAUCUGCGCAACAGUUGAUCGUUUCUGUUAUGGCAUCUUCUAUUGUCAUGUUAGAGAGGGAGCGAUAAAGGUUUGAAUAUCUGUGGCCGCGCUCUCCCAGCACCACACACAUACAUACACACUCACACACAAACAAACUCACAUGCGCGCACUAUACCCUCCUGUAAUUGUGUCCAAAGCAGGUGUAUGCUAACAGGUGACAUUGUACUCUUGAGUAUUUCUCGCUCUACAAUAGAAUGUAGCAUCAGUGUUUUUACACUGUGUGGGGGGAAAAAAGAAACUGCAGUGAGGUUAAAUACGACACCAUCUCUCUCCCAUGACGGACGUCGUCCAGGCGACUGGCCAGCAUGCCGUCUGAGUUUGGACAAAAACCCGACCCAAUGACUAUCUAUCUGCCACUUUUGUUUACAAAGGAACUGUCAUUGUAAAUGGAAAAAUAUAUUAUUUGUAUUUAAAAUCAUUUCAAAUAAAAACUUUUAAAUGA
Scophthalmus maximus (turbot) is the source of this 4613-nucleotide messenger RNA. RefSeq names its product SEC63 homolog, protein translocation regulator (gene sec63). The transcript is spliced from 20 exons. Gene Ontology annotation, cellular component: Sec62/Sec63 complex. Bases 149 to 2431 code for a protein of 760 amino acids. Gene Ontology annotation, biological process: SRP-dependent cotranslational protein targeting to membrane; post-translational protein targeting to endoplasmic reticulum membrane. NCBI's taxonomy places the organism in Eukaryota, Metazoa, Chordata, Actinopteri, Pleuronectiformes, Scophthalmidae. The record is from RefSeq and is a predicted model, not a curated record. Gene Ontology annotation, molecular function: transmembrane protein transporter activity; RNA binding.